Messenger RNA from Daktulosphaira vitifoliae (grape phylloxera), 992 nucleotides. RefSeq lists its product as uncharacterized. Bases 59 to 751 code for a protein of 230 amino acids. NCBI's taxonomy places the organism in Eukaryota, Metazoa, Arthropoda, Insecta, Hemiptera, Phylloxeridae. The record is from RefSeq and is a predicted model, not a curated record. The transcript has 2 exons.
UAUUUUUAAAGAAUACUUGGAGAUAAAGAAUAAUGACAGUAGUAUCGAAUUAUGGAUUAUGAAUAUUAAAAAUUACCAAACAAAAUUAUUAAAUAUUUUUAAAACCAUUCUUUUACAUUUGAUGAAAAAGCAAGCAAUGUAUGGUGAUUUGUUGCUGAAAGCGAACAAUCUAAUUACUAUCGUAAAGUGUCAUAAUGAAAUGGGUGAAUUACUUUCCAAAUUAUAUGUACAUGAGCUUUUUGGUGACAUAAAAGAGGAUUUUUCAACUAUAGUAAACUCUUUCAAAGGUCUUCCUUCAAACUGCAACAUAAUACGUGAUGCGCACCUAGUAAUGAUUUUAAAUAUUCAAGGCAUAAUUGAUAAUAUUAAACCGAAUCAUUUUAAAUUGUUCGAUAAAAACAUAUCUGACCCAGAAUAUUUAUCAAAUCAAAUGAAUUUAGUCCAGAAUCUUAUUUCAGACAUUGGAAUAAGCAAAAAAAAUUUCGAUGACAAGAUAACACCUUUUAAAAAAAUUAUUGACGAUGGAUUGAGUUAUAAUUAUUCUAUCAUAUAUAUGUAUAUAUAUUACUUGAAUAAUACUUUUAAAGGAUGGAAAAGUGGACAUGUCACCAACGUCAAUGGGUAUGCUCUACACAAAUGCAGAGGGCCCAAUGAGUUGUUCAUCAUGUCCACCCUGACCGCAUUCGAGGAUACUGUCAGCUCAUGGAACAAGGGAGGGAGAAGAAAAGAUAUGCUAAAAAAAUUUAUUUAAAUUACGUCUUGAUAUUACUAAACUAGACAAUGAUUAAUUAUUAACAAUUGAAUUAAUUAAGUUCAACACCAAGAUAACAAACUGUACCAUAAAAGUAAUACCUGAGGACAAUAAAUUUACCAUGAGUAUAAGGGCACAAAUAGACAUGUCAUUACCGUCAAUUAAGAGAUAUUCACCAUGUCAUCCAAACAGUACACGCAAUCCAUAGGCUCAGUAUUACACAUCCAGCACAUCAGCCCUC